Messenger RNA from Camelina sativa (false flax), 483 nucleotides. RefSeq names its product auxin-responsive protein SAUR21. Gene Ontology annotation, biological process: response to auxin. Lineage: Eukaryota; Viridiplantae; Streptophyta; Magnoliopsida; Brassicales; Brassicaceae. The record is from RefSeq and is a predicted model, not a curated record.
UCAAGCUAUAACAAAUUUAUUUCAUUUGAAAGAUAGAUAUGAUUCAGUUCAAGGAUAUCGCUUUUGAAGUCAAGAGAAUAGCCGCUAAAAGAAUAUCGCGUUUAAGACACAUAAUCAACGUACGAAAGGGUCACUUUACGGUAUACGUUGGGGAAGACGCGGAAGAGACGAAGAGAUUUGUGGUUCCAAUAUCUUACUUAAAACAUCCUUUGUUCCAAGCUUUGUUGCAUCAAGCCGAAGAUGAGUUCGGCACAGAUCAUAAGAGGAAAUCCCUCACGAUCCCUUGUCCUCACCAUGUCUUUCUUGACGUCACUUCUCGUCUGAAUCGUUAGUACCAAAAGUGAUAAGUUAGUCUAAGGUUUUAGACUAUUAGUAUAUAUUUGGUUGGUUUGAUGAUCCGUUUCGUAAGGGUUUUAUAUAUUUAUGUUACUGUGGUCCGUGGGGGCUUACAACAUGUUGGCUUGGAAGAAAAAAUUAAUGUAA